Messenger RNA from Pungitius pungitius (ninespine stickleback), 4917 nucleotides. Its product is annotated as nucleolar protein 4-like. The record is from RefSeq and is a predicted model, not a curated record. The coding region runs from base 17 to 1954 and encodes 645 amino acids. The transcript is spliced from 10 exons. NCBI's taxonomy places the organism in Eukaryota, Metazoa, Chordata, Actinopteri, Perciformes, Gasterosteidae.
GGACGGAGUCUCUGGGAUGGACACGUCCCUGAAGCGCGUGGCGGUGGUGGAGGAUUUCUUUGACAUCAUCUAUGCCAUGCAUGUGGAGAUCAGCACGGACCCCAGCAAAGCUCCCAAACACGCCGGCCAGAAGAAGACCUAUAAAGCUAUAGCCGAGACGUACGCCUUCCUGCCCAGGGAGGCAGUGACUCGUUUCCUGAUGAGCUGUGGAGAGUGUCAGAAGAGGAUGCACAUUAGCACCACGGGACAGGACUACAAAGAGAACGACAGGCCGAGCUCUCUGGUGCUGGAGGUGAUCGACUACAACAUGCCCCUCACCACCACCUACAUGAAGCACAUGAAGAUGCAGUGCAUGGGCAACAACAAGGAUGACGGUUCACUGAGCAGCGAGGAGGAGGCAGAGAUGAGCGAGACCACAUGGCUAGCAGCUGAUUUGGGAGCAGCGUCUGACCUGAGCCCGCUAAGCCGAGGAGAGAGGAUGCGCCACAGUCCCCAGAACACGCACAGCAAGGAGGACGACGAGGACUCCUCGUCAGAGAGCGGCAGCGGAAAUGGCCUGCCCGCCCUGACUCCUCCCUCUUCCGCUGUGACGGAUGGCCCCAUGGUAGGGGAAGCAGAGGUCAUCAAUGGGAACGGCGGCCCGGCCCCGCUGGACUUCAGCACGCCUACUUCCUCCUCCUCGUCUUCCGAGGACCAGCAGCCAAUGAACCUCAGCGACCCGCCCCCUCAGCGCCUUACCCUGUCCACAUCUCAUCUGCCCGUCACCGUGUCGGCCGCGGCUGCCGCGCUGCUCGGCGCUCUGCAUCCCAGCGCGCCGGAGGAGCUGCGCAGGAAGUACCCGCUGGCUGCCAAACCUCCCUUGGCUCCGCACCCUGCCCUGCCUCUGCCCCUGCCGCACACACAUAGCGCACACACUCCCAUCACACACUCCCAGUCCCACACGCACACUGUCGAGCUGCGAUUGGACAGAGAGGCCAGGGACUACGGGGGCAAGUCCCCCCAGUACAGUUCGGGCGGCAGCUAUGACAGCGUGAAGAUGGACUUAGGUGCCGAGGACCUGACCACAGGGCGCCAGGGUGCCCCUGACGAUGAUGACGAUGACCACGACGACCACGACGACAACGACAAGAUCAACGACACAGAGGGAGUCGACCCGGAGAGACUAAAGGCCUUUAACAUGUUUGUGCGUCUGUUUGUGGAUGAGAACUUGGAUCGGAUGGUUCCCAUUUCUAAGCAGCCCAAGGAAAAGAUCCAGGCCAUCAUCGAGUCCUGCAGCAGACAGUUCCCUGAAUUCCAGGAACGCGCCCGCAAGCGCAUCCGCACCUACCUCAAAUCCUGCCGACGCAUGAAAAAGAGCGGCAUGGAGACCCGUCCUACCCCACCUCACCUUACGUCAGCCAUGGCCGAGAACAUCCUGGCAGCCGCCUGUGAGAGCGAAUCACGCAACGCCGCAAAGAGGAUGCGCCUUGAUGUCUAUCAUGAUGAGCAGAUCUCUCUGGACAAGCCGUCCAGUGGCGCGGGGGGGCUGAGGGAGCCGGCAUCCUUGGCUCACUCUGCAUACUCCUUGGCUGCAUCUGCCUUCUCCUCCCAGGACUCCCAGCUCUACAUCAACGGAGCUGGCCUCAGCUAUGGCUACCGUGGAUUCCCAGGCCUGGGCGCUGCCAUGCAACACCCCGUUUCCCUGACGACCGGCGCUGCUGGUCAGAGCAACGACCUCAGCAUGAAAUCGGUCUCCUCUGCCAACAUCGGUAACUCCACCUCCUCAGCCUCCAUCAACAACAGCCUGGGUGGGCGGGGCAGCGGGGGCGGCGGCGGAGGGGGCGGGGCGUCAACCCAGCUCAGCCAACCGGAGAUCACGGCCGUGCGUCAGCUGAUUGCUGGCUACAGGGAGUCAGCCGCCUUCCUAUUACGCUCUGCAGACGAGUUGGAGAACCUCAUCCUGCAGCAGAACUGAUUCGGGAGAAACGUGGGAGAACACACACACAGACACACACACACACACACACACAAACAAACACACACACACAUUUCCCAUUUGGUUUGUUUUGUGUCCGUCCGCAUCCUCGUCUCUUCUUAAGGAAGCUUAACACCGCGACGAUUUUGCUGUUCCCUCCUUCAGAAACUGUGGCCACUAUUUUUUUAUUUUCUAGAGGAAAAAGGUGGGAAACUGGAAUAGAAGGAGGGAGACCACAACUCUCCCACAACCUCAGUCCGUUGCUUCUGGCUGAGGAAGAAACUGAUAUUUGGAUAAAAAAAAGGAGCAUAUGGUCUCUGAAGGAAUCUCUUGCCCUCCUCUCUGAAAGCGCGUCACAAUCAGCACCGCACUGUGAGCUGAGGAGUGUGGAGAAGAAAAAGAGAGGAGGAGGAUAAAAGAGGAGUGUAGCUGGAACAAAGAGUGAGGACCGCUGCUGUGGGUCGAGGAGAAUGCGACUUUGACUCGUGGAAGGAGAGAUGCCGUUUUGUCUGACGGGAGCCACGUCGAUCAUAACGAUUUAAAGAAUGAUAAAUAUUGACUCCCUGAAUUAGUGCUACUGACACUUAUUGUUAUAUCACAAGUGUUUUUGAUUUUAUUGAAGUUUUUCUUUCUUUUUUUUUGGAGUCCAGUGAGCAUUUAUUUUGUUUGUUGUUGUUUUUUACUCUUCCCAAGUGGCUGGUUUGACUUAUCUUAACAGAUAGCACUAAUAACAGAAAAUAAGAGCGUAGGGGCGACGGGAUGGAAACUGGAAAUGAAAAAAAAAAAGUUGAUGCUCUGUUUAAAAAAAAAAGAGAAAAAAAAGGAGAGAAACCUUUUGUGUUUGCUUGUAUAUAAGCUCCCUUUGUCCUAUAGCACUUUUUCCUCACCUGAAACCUCACCUUAAAUCCCCCAGCCUCCUCACCCAUUUUACCCAGGGAGCAACUUGCUACUUAUGCAUCCGAGACGCCACGUGGACUACCAGGAAAUACCUCAGAUCAGACCUGCCAAUUCCAUUUUCUGUUCCUCACACCAACACACACACGCACUCUCCAAAUGAAAAGAAUGGUAACGUUCCCACCAGAAGCCAGUAUACUUCUACUUUACCACUUGAUGUCUUCAAGGAUUCUAUCAUUUGGGAAUCAAACUAUAUUGCUCAAAGACCUGCAAUAUCUAAAAACAAUGGAACUCUUGAACUGAACACUGAAAUCUUUGAACUCUAUUGUUUUCAUCCGUGCAGGUUCAUGCGUGUGCUGCUGUAAAUAAUCAGUUCAUCUUGAAAACUUGAGAAGAAUCAGAGUGGACAGGAGUGUGUUACUCCAGGAGGUGACUUUAUCCUUAAAGGGGAGGCGGUUUCUUAAAUGUAACGUGGGUUAAAUGUUGACCACUGGUGGCAGUUUGACCUCCAGCUUCUACUUUUUUUUUCUUUUCUUACAAAUGUAGAACGCCAACGAAACCUCAGCAUCACUCAGUUUAAAACCCUCAUCUCCCUCUCCUCUUCAUCUUUUUUUUUUCUUCUUAUUCUUCUUCUCUCCAUUGGACCUACUCUUCACCUCUCCUUCGUGGACCUAACCCUCCCCUCCCUGGUCUGCUCCAGGCUUCAGAGGAAGAGGAGAAUUGCUCUGUCUUACUGUGUUUGUUCGUUUGUUAAACUUGGAAAUGGCCAUUGUUGUUAUUAUUAUUAUUAUUAUUAUUAAUAUGAUCAUAAAGAUGAACGUUCAUGUUGCUGCUGCUAUACAAAACCGGACCUUCUGCCAUAGACCUGAAACCUCAACACAGCCGGGCGUUAGCUAGCCGCAGUGCCCCCUGGAAACCCGACCGACCUCCUGCGACCUUGACUGCAACAAAGCAAAAACGAUACAAAGACUUACAGGAGGACUUAGUGAAAACCCUCCUGCCGGCAUCCGCUCACCGUCCUGUGUCUCUGACUGGUUGGUUGGUUGGUUUCUUUGCUUUUGCUUUCUAGGGCUUGAUUUGUGUUGUUUUAUGACUUUCUAACUGUGAAACUUUUUUUUUUUUCUUCCCAUAUUUUCACCCUGUGGAGGAAACAGGGAGGGAUUUAUUAGUGGAGCCUUGCACCUCCACUGUGGUAUUCUAUACUGGGCCAACAAUUACACACUUAGACCACUCAACGGACAAACUUGGUCCAGUUGGUGAAACUCGUUAUUUGAUUCUGAUGGAAAGAGAGAUGACACUGAAUUUCUACAUAUACCUUUUAAAUAUACCUAAUGGCUUUUAGCUAUAUUAAUACAACACCCUAUUACGGUUGUUUUUGGUAAACAUUGCUGAACAUUAUAUUCUAUGAUAUUCCAGCGAACCUAUGUUGACCUGCUUGGAGUUCAGCCAAGGCCUCUGUGUUAAAGAAAAGUUUACAUUUUUGGAAAAAAGAUUUCUCCCGAGAGUUAGAUGAGAAAAUGAUUCCACCUUUCCACCUUGAGGCAGGAAGUAGAUUCAUUUAGCUUAUUAUAACGAGUGGAAAUUGAGAGAAACGGCUACGCUGUCUCUGUUCCAACUACUAGCGCCCUUAAGCUUAAUGUUAAACACCUUAUUUCCAUAGCUCUAUAAUUCAAACAAAGAAAACGAUUUACAAACAGUUUAUUUGCAGGACAAAUCUUUAGCUGUGACUUGGCGGUUGUUCAAGCUCAUAACCCCCUCGUCAUUUUACACUUUUCUUCAGAAUGAAACCAGGAAUGUCUCAUUUUGAAUGAUUUUGUGUCAUUGGUACAUGGCGAGGUAAGCGGUUUCUCCAGGUUUCCUGUCUGUAUGCUAAGCUAUGCUAACCAUCCCCUGGCUCCAGCGACACAAACAGAGAAACUAAAAAAAAAAACAAAGAGUAAAAGAUUUUGUUUUGUUUUGGUACAGUUGCUAACAAAAAAGCCUCUCGUGUAUCUCUUAUUUUGACGCUGAUGACCGAUUUGCUCCUGGGUUUUGACCAUCAGUCAUCCGUGAUCUGAAGCGGGGGGGGG